Molecule: messenger RNA, 4559 nt
Organism: Carassius carassius (crucian carp)
Lineage: Eukaryota; Metazoa; Chordata; Actinopteri; Cypriniformes; Cyprinidae
Product: serine/threonine-protein kinase ULK1-like
Exons: 28
Coding region: 354-3089 (911 amino acids)
Biological process (GO): protein phosphorylation
Molecular function (GO): ATP binding; protein serine/threonine kinase activity
Source: RefSeq, a predicted model, not a curated record
CGCAUGCGUGGACUGCAAACGCAAGUUUCAAGCUUUGUUUGGCAAGUGACGACAAAAACAGCGCAGACUCUGAACCUGAGGCUGUUUCUGACAGUUCUCACAUCUAGUACACUUUGUACGCCUGGUGACAUACUUUUGAACAAAGUUUUAACAACAGGAUCAAGAUGACAGUGACUUUGUUUUUAUUAACACGUAGGUAGCGAUGCCGAUCAUGACCGAAGUGUCAGAUUGUUUGGGUGCACAGCAGCGGAUGGGAAGCGAUAGACGGGUCCUGUUCUUGGCGCACACACGGAUCCCCCACACCCUGACCUCACACCUGUAGAUUUACUGAGCAGAUUUAAAGUCUGUACGCGAUGGAAAACGUUGGAAAAUUCGAGUUCAACAGGAAGGACUUGAUAGGACACGGCGCCUUUGCUGUGGUGUUCAAAGGAAGACAUAAACGGAAACAUGAUGUUGAAGUGGCGGUGAAAUGCAUUAACAAGAAAAACCUCGCCAAAUCCCAGUCGCUCCUGGGAAAAGAAAUCAGGAUAUUAAAGGAGCUGAAACAUGAGAACAUUGUCAGUUUACUGGACUUUCAGGAGAUAUCGGGAUGUGUCUAUCUUGUCAUGGAGUACUGCAAUGGAGGAGACCUGGCCGAGUAUUUACACUCUAAAGGCUCUCUGAGCGAGGACACGAUCCGUGUGUUGCUGCAGCAGUUAGCGGGAGCCAUGAGUGUUUUAAGGAGUAAAGGCAUCGUCCAUCGUGACCUGAAGCCCCAAAACAUUCUCCUUUCGUACAACACUGGGCGCAAGUCUAACCCCAACAACAUCUGCAUCAAACUGGCUGAUUUUGGCUUUGCACGGUAUCUGCAGGGAAACACGAUGGCUGCUACACUCUGUGGCUCUCCAAUGUACAUGGCUCCUGAGGUUAUCAUGUCACAGAGUUAUGAUGCCAAAGCUGACCUGUGGAGUGUAGGGACCAUCAUCUACCAGUGCUUGACUGGCAAAGCCCCAUUUCAGGCGAAUACUCCUCAGGAACUGCGGCAGUUCUAUGAAAGAAACCGGAGCCUGAGUCCCAGGAUUCCACGAGAAACCUCCAGUCACCUCAGGCACCUUCUACUUGGGUUGCUGCAGAGGAACCAUAGGGAGCGCAUGGACUUCGAUGAAUUUUUCCACCAUCCUUUCCUGGAGGCUAGUACAUCUAUGAAGAAAUCCUCUCCAGUGCCCAUGCCCACCUAUCCCAGCUCUGCCUCUGGGAGCUCCAGCAGCGGUUCCUCAACCUCUCGCCUCACUCCUACUCAGUUUGAAACUGAAGCUCCGAGGCUCCUCCCUCAAACGAACCCCACACCAUCUCCAGGUUCCCUGCUCAAAGACUCCUCUUCCUCAGACUCUGAUGACUUUGUAAUGGUGCCUGCUCAGUUCACCAGUGAACUAGUCAGUGCUGGAGGGCAGGACAGUCUGAUGCACAGCGGAAGCUUACUGAUGGGUGUGGGUCAGACGCCAACAUCCUCCCCAACUGUCAGAGCCUCCCCAAGCCCUUCCAGGCCUCUGGAGUCCUGUGGCAGUAGUUACGCACAGUCCGUGCCUGUUCCUGUGCCGACACAAAAACACAACUACCAGAGGAUGGAGCAGAAUCUAGUGUCAGUGUCUGACAGGACGGCAGAAUCAGGAGGAUCCAGACCAUAUCUUCCCUCCCCACAGGUGGGAAAUGUUCCUGAAAGACACAGUCAGCCUGAACCUGUUGGCAGCAGGACAGGGUUGCAUACUGCAGAUGUGUAUAAACAGCCAGAUCAUGUCUCUCCUCUCUUUGUUAACAUCACAGCCAUGGACAAAAAACAAACCCACAGACUCCGGGCUCAUCGGCACAAUCCAGAAUCGGCUGUGCACAGAUGGGAUUUGGGUCGGCGAGCCAUCUCUGGUCAAACCCCAAGUACAGCGUUGGUUCAGAGAGGCCUGAUCACUCGCAACAAGACCAUGUCUGACCUGAAUGAUCUGGCACAGUACCCGGCUACAGGGCCCCGCGUGCCACUUCUCAGGCCAGCGGAAAGAAGGGACACCGUCAAAAGGUCAGUAAGUACCGGCCGUCUCUCAGAUAAGCUGCUGAAGGCUGUGUUUGGACAUAAGUUUGACAGGGGCAGCUGUGAGAGCUUAAAUUCAGACAAACUCAUGGACACAACAGGACCCCCUGGUGUCAGUGAUGGCACAGAACCAGGCUCAGGCAGUCCUCCUGGGGUUGUGUUCAUGCUGGGCUCUCCUGGACACACACCUCCUCACGCCACUCGACCUAGACGCUUCUCAGUGGGCACUCCCAGCCCGACAAGCCCUGGCUGGACCUACGGUCAUUUGCACGAGGCUUACAACUCACCUGAUAGUCUGCGAUAUGGUAACACCGAUGCCAUGGCAACAAACCUAUGUGAGGGUGUGGCUUUUGUGCCACCUGAACUGCCAGAGGAGACGCUCAUGGAGGAGGUGCAUACAGACUUGCUGAGCCAACUGCGCUUUAUUUUAGCCUUUGCCCACUGCAUCACAGAGGUCGCUGGAACAAAGGGCAGUGGGACUGACAGGAAUAUGGCACUUGAUGCUUCAUUCUUAGAGCAGAGCCUGGUGGCUGACCAAAUCAGCCUGCUGAGCCGUGAGUGGAGCUCUGCAGAGCAGCUGGUCCUCUAUAUGAAGUGUGCUGAGCUGCUGUCCUCUGUGCUUCACACAGCGAUGGCUGGAAUCAAAGAAGGCAAACUCUACCCAUCAGGAUCUGUCAAACAAGUAGUACGUAGGCUGAACGAGAUGUAUAAGAAGAGUGUGAGCUCCUGCCGUUCUCUCACUGAGAAACUCCAGCUCUUCUUCACCAGCAAACAAAGACUCAUGGACCGCAUCAACAGCAUUACUGCCGAGAGACUCAUCUACACACACACCAUUCAGAUGAUACAGACAGCAGCACUGGACGAGAUGUUUCAUCAUGGAGAAACAUCAGUAGAGCGAUACCAUAAAGCCUUACUGCUGAUGGAGGGUCUGUCCUUAAUUAUUACAGAGACCGCAGAUCUAAACAGUGUCAACAAAUGUAAACAUUGUAUUGAGCGGCGGCUCUCCUCCCUCCAGCCCCAAGGAUGUGUGUGAUGAACCCUCGUUGAUUUUGCUCGGCAUCAAACCCACAACAUCUACAUCUCAUUUCAUCCCAGCUGCCAUAUGAAAUUCUGUAAGAGGAAGAACUCACACUCACCCACUCAUUAAAAAUGUGAUACUUGGCUUCCAAAGCCAAAAAAAAAGGUCUAUUUUAUAAUAGACAGAGAUGAAAUCUCUAUUGAUAUAUGCAUAUAUAAACAAAAACGACAUCUGCAGACUUAAACAUCUAUUUUGUUCACUGUAAAAUAAUAUUGAGUGAAUCAAGACGGUAUCAUUGGUUGAAUAGAUAUCAUGUUUAAAUGCUUUGACCUCUGAAUCUACACCAAUGCAUGAUGGCACUUCCUCAGAGAUGAAUUUAAUCUUAGCACUACAAUGUUAAAGCCAGUGUUGGAGUCUGAAUGAGUUACAGCUUGAAUGCUUUUCAUUUUGUCGUACUAAAACAUGACUGUAGCAUUAGUCUCCUGAAGUUACAUGGAAUGAUUCUGUUUUUGAUGGACUUAUUCUGCAUGUUUUUGCAUGAUUCUGAUGAAAUUAUAGUUAUCUGCUGUAUCUUUAGGGAAUUCAUAAUAAUGACUGAUAAUUAAACAUCUGUGGGCACCAAACGGUUGCUAAAAUAGCAGCCGGUGGUGGAUGUGUAGUAUUCAGUGUUACAUCUGUAAGGCUUAAAUGUGGCAAUUGACCAAAAUUGUGGCAAACCUUUAUAGACCUACUGAUAAAGACUGUCAUAUGUUGUCAUAUGAGGUUGGAAAAGAAUACUUGAGAUUUGUAUUAUAUUGACAAUCAUACUGUUAUUCAUAUGUGUGUGAUACAGCGAAGCACUUUAUAAACUCUUUUGCCUUCUGGAUGCCUGAAAAGAACCACUGCAGAGACAAUCCUAAUGGCUCAUUUCGGGUUAAUUAACACCUGGAAGUCAAAUGAAAUGAAAUACAAAGACAGUCAAAUGCAAAGACAGUAUCUUGUGUGUAGCAUUUUAUAUUUAUCUGUUUUAGCUGUCCUUCUGAAAGUGGUGUUUUAGGUUUCAGUUUGCUUGCUGGGAUGACUAGGUCUUUAGUUUUUGUAGUGAUUUGAUAGUGCCUUAAAUGACCUAGCUUGUUUAAAAUCUCACCGGACACUCAGAGACUUACAAUCUGUUAUACUUUCAGCGUUUCAUGUCAUAUUCAUUUCUUGCACUAUUUUUGCAUUUUCCAACAGGGAUAACUCUAAAGGUGUUUUUAACUUGAAUGAUAAAAAGUUUCAUAUCAAGGUUUUUUAAUGCAGUUAGUCAGAAUUUUGUAGAAUGAUUGUGAUGAAUGUGCACUCUGUUAAAUUGAGGACAAUGAACUAUUUUGUAUAUGUUGUUACAGUAUUUGUGUUUUCUGGUGUUUUUGUCUUUUUAUUUCCAUUCGCAAAGCCUAAAUGUAAAAUAUGUUAAGAGUGCAUGUGGUAUGGUUGUGUGUACUUGAAUAAAUUUCACUUUUAUAUUUA